Molecule: messenger RNA, 3140 nt
Organism: Camponotus floridanus (Florida carpenter ant)
Lineage: Eukaryota; Metazoa; Arthropoda; Insecta; Hymenoptera; Formicidae
Product: RNA pseudouridylate synthase domain-containing protein 2
Exons: 7
Coding region: 563-2173 (536 amino acids)
Biological process (GO): pseudouridine synthesis
Molecular function (GO): pseudouridine synthase activity; RNA binding
Source: RefSeq, a predicted model, not a curated record
GUAGACUCCCUCGUUCAGUCGACGCCGCGCGCUCGUGUCAGACGCACGUGACGUCGAGAGGCAUCUCUUCGCGUUUCGCGAGUCAAGCGUGUUAUAUCGACGAUACGAGCACGUAUACGCACAUUUAGCAUAUACACGCAUAUAUACGGUGCGUGACAUUCGGCGUGUCACGACUCCAAAGAGCGCGGCAUCAAUUCCUAAUGCGCUUUCUCUAAGCGCACGCGCGAUGACGAGGUUAACCGCGCGUAAUCGUUUGUCGUAUCCUUCGCGCGGGUGACGUGCUCUCGAUCGCGAGGAUUAAGGGGAUUGUUUUUUUCUCGAGAAAAUUAGUUUAUUGCCGAAAGUUCAUCUCGGAGUUGGCUUGGAAAAUGCCAAGGUGAUCCUCUCUUUCCUCUCGCUCCGCCCUCGUCUUCUUCGACUCUUCGAGGAAAGAAAAAAAAAAACACAUCGUCGGUUCUUCGUCUCCGUUUUUCCGAUCGUCCCGUCGAUCGCGAGGUGGAAUCGCACGCUGGAUCCUCGAUCGACUUGCAUCGCCGAUCGUGAUUGAGAACCCCCGACCAGGAUGCAUCACACGGCGCCUUGGUAUCUGCCCUGGGGCCUGAAGCUGGUGCCGCUGCCGAUACCACCGGGACACCCGGCUUCUGGUAUCCCGAAUCCCGCUGGUCUGCACCUGCUGGCGCCCUUGCCCGGAAUUUAUGCGCCGGAACCACGUAAGGUCGAUCUGAAGCCGUUGCGAGAGGCGACGGUCGCGGUACCAGCGCCCAAGAUCACGGAAAAGCGAAAAGCCGAAGAUGCGGACGCUAGCAAAGAUCUAAAAAAGGCGAAAUUGGAAACGAAAGCGCUGAAAGCAAAGAGGCCGGGAUUCACGGACGAGCGAUACAACGAGACCAGUUAUUACGUGGAGCACGGUCUCCGUAAGGUAUACCCGUAUUACUUCACUUUCACGACAUUCACAAAAGGUCGAUGGGUCGGCGAGAAGAUCCUGGAGGUGUUCGCGAGGGAAUUCCGCGCCCACCCAGCCGAGGAAUACGAGAGGUGCAUACGCGCCGGCACUCUGACGGUCAACUAUCAAAAGGUGGACGUCGAUUACAGAUUACGACACAACGACCUCCUGGCCAACGUCGUCCAUAGACACGAGGUGCCUGUCACCUCGGAGCCGAUCACGGUGAUACACAUGGACGAGGACGUCGUCGUGGUCAACAAGCCCGCCUCCAUCCCUGUGCAUCCGUGCGGCCGUUACCGGCAUAAUACCGUGGUCUUCAUCCUGGCGAAAGAAUACAACUUGAAGAAUCUCAGGACCAUUCAUAGGCUGGACCGGUUGACCAGCGGUAUACUCCUGUUUGGUAGAACGCCGAAAAAGGCAAGGCAGAUGGAGCACCAAAUAAGAAAUCGACAGGUCCACAAGCAAUAUGUAUGCCGAGUGGAGGGCGAGUUUCCGGAAGAGGAGGUCAUCUGUUCGGAACCGAUCGAGGUAGUCUCCUACAAGAUCGGCGUCUGCAAGGUCUCGGAGAAAGGCAAGGACUGCGUCACCCGCUUCAAGCGUCUUAGCUACAACGGCAAGUCGUCCGUGGUUCUGUGCAAGCCGCAAACCGGCCGCAUGCAUCAGAUUCGCGUCCACCUGCAGUAUCUCGGCUAUCCCGUGGUAAACGAUCCGCUCUACAACCACGUGGUAUUCGGUCCGCAUAAGGGUAAGGGCGGUAACAUCGGCAAGACCGACGAAGAGCUCGUUCGUGAUCUGAUCAGCAUCCACAACGCCGAGAAUUGGCUCGGCAUGGAUGGCGACUCCGACAUGAGUCUGUUCAAGCCGAAGCUGGAGUUGGAGGAGCGCGUCCUCGGUAGCGGCAACGAUAAGGAUAACGGCUCGUCGCCGUCGUCCACUCCGGGUUUGCUCGAGGACGAGCAGCAGCAGCCGCAGCAGCAGCCGCAGCAGCAGGAGUCCCUUAAGGUCACCGUAGGAACGCAGACGGGCUCGGAACCGCCGGAUUCCACCUUCGCCAACGACAAGGUCACCGUCGAUCCGCACUGCUACGAGUGCAAGGUCAAGUACAGGGACCCGAAGCCUUCGGACCUGGUCAUGUAUCUCCACGCGUGGCGUUACUGCGGCCCAGGAUGGGAGUACGAGACGCCCCUGCCCGCGUGGGCGGCGAGCGAUUGGGCCGGCGACGAUCGAUAGUUCGUCCGACGAGAUCGAGGAUGAUCGAGCACGAUCACCAUCGCCGUCGCCAUCGCCGUCGUCGUCGAGUCUCGAAUCCCCUUUUGAGAUAUUAUCCUUACCCCGUGCCUUCCAUCCGCCAACGAGCGAUCUUUUGACCAUUGUACGCGUACAAGUACACGAUUACAUAGACACUUAUGCACACGUACACACGCGAUAAACAAAGAUGCGUACCCCUGUAACUCGGCCGUUCGAAUUUCUCGAGGCUGCAAUCCGAGAGAAAUGGGAUUGCUGGGACAAUCUCGUCGCUCGAUUUGCAUUUCUGCGACUUCUCUGCCACGUCGAUAUGUAAAUGACAACUCGGCGUUAUUAUGUGACGUCUCUGGGAGGGCGGAAACAAUUUCAACGUGCCGUCGUUCGCGCGCAGAAAUGUACGUUUCGAUUCUCUAGUUUGUGUGCGUUCUCAUUCUGGUCAUACGUUCAUUCUGGCAGAGUCCCAUCGGAUUUGCAAGAGCCCACGCGCGGACGAAUCUUACGCGGGAAACGAUCCGAGACGACGUUAUAUUAGGUUUGUUUUUUAUUCCUGCCCUAGACUCAACUAGAAUUGAACUGGAUCAGUCAUGCAGUCAUGGCGUCAUAUAUUAAAUUAAAUAAAAUAAAAUAAAUAAAUAAGUAUAGAGUUCAGUGCAGGAAUAAAAAACAGUGCGAGUGCUCUGCACUGGGGCUCACUCUACUUCCAGACCUGGGGCAGCCAGUGCAGGGAACUCGCGCACUCAGUUCAGCUACACUAGAAUAACGAGCAGCAUCAGUUCCGGAAUAAAAAACGUUUUAGUGUACACUUUUUCAACUAGUUCAGUCAGUGCAGGAAUAAAAAACAAGCCUAUUAUUAUGCGAAUUAAUCAUAGCGACAAAAGACAUAUUGUAUACCGGCUCUAUUAUCCUAAUAUUUAUCCUGAUUUUGCGAGGCAAAUAAUAAAUCGGAGCAUCA